This is a messenger RNA of Helianthus annuus (common sunflower), 1047 nucleotides long. RefSeq lists its product as uncharacterized. The transcript has a single exon. Bases 1 to 1047 code for a protein of 348 amino acids. NCBI's taxonomy places the organism in Eukaryota, Viridiplantae, Streptophyta, Magnoliopsida, Asterales, Asteraceae. The record is from RefSeq and is a predicted model, not a curated record.
AUGAAUUUCAAUACUUACCACCCCGGUUUGAGAAACCACCUAAACUUUAGAUAUGGAAAUCCCUCAAACCAAGCUAACCCAAAUUUUCAAGGAAGUCAAGGUAACUUUGCUCCACGCCAACCAUUCAAUAAUCAAAGUGGGUUUUCGGGUCAAAGUUCUUCUGGUGGAAAUGAGGUCAUGGAGAUGCUUAAGGCAAUGCAACUAGAGAUGCAGCGAAGAAAUCAAAUGGAUGAUGUUCGCAUGCAAAAAGAUGAAAUCCGUGACAAAGCUAUUCAAUCGUUGACCACUCAAAUGGGUCAACUUGCAAGUGACGUGGCAUUAUUGAAGAAAGCAAAAGGUCAAUCACCAAGUGACACAGUGAUAAAUCCCAAGAACACAAAAAGCAUUAAUAUCAAUGUCGUAAACACCGUUCUUAAUAAUGACAUUAAUGAAACAUUUCUUACUUCUUCUUGUCAAGUGAGUGCAGGUAUAGGAAGGGAUGCUGAGGUUGAAACGGACAAGGAGCGUGGAGCACCACUUGUGCCGAUUCGAGUGGGAAAAUUAAAAAUUCCCCAUGCAUUAUUGGAUUAUGGGGCGAGUAUGAGUGUGCUACCAGGUGACUUAUAUGAUAUGUAUGAUUUUGGUCCGCUUCAGGAAGCAGACACCAUGGUGAGUUUGGCGGAUGAAAGUUGGAGGCGUCCACGGGGAAUGGUUAAGAAUGUUAUGAUUCGGUUGGGAGAAUUCGAAUACCCGGUGGAUUUUCUGGUUUUAGAUUAUGCUACUACCAUGAUGGCGUCACAACAAAGGGUGAUUUUGGGUCGACCGUUUCUCUAUACGGCAAAUGCUCAAAUCGAUUGUAAAGAAGGAAUCAUUACCAUGACCGAAAAGAACCGUAAGUUGUCAUUUGAUGUUCAUACUAAGAAGAUUAGUUAUGAAUCUAUUGAAGAGAAGGGUAGAGAGACUAGUGACCAUAUGAGAAGUGUGCAUCAAAGAAUAAAAACAAACAAACCACCAGGGUGUGAAAGAAGUAUGAGGGUUCGAGCAGGUAUGCAGUUGACUAUCCACUGA